GGAACGGGCCGGCCCCGCCCCGCCGAGCCGCGCGGCACGCUGGGAGCGGAAGCGGUCGGCCGCGUUAGGAGCGAGGCGGGCAGCAUGGCCGCCGCCGGCAAGAGGAGCCUGGCGGAGCUGAGCCUGGACGAGUUCUUCGCCGCCGGCUCCGAAUCGGAGCCUGACGACGGUUCGGAGGAGGAAGAAGAGGCCGUCCGGCCCGCCAAGGGGGCUGCGGGGCAGCGGCGGGAGAGCGGGAAGGCGAGGCAGCCGCUCCAGGCCCCACCGGCUGCGAGGAAGAAGGGAAAGGCAUCUGAACAUAAAGAUCAGCUCUCCCGGCUGAAGGACAAAGAUCCUGAAUUUUAUAAGUUUUUGGAGGAAAAUGAUCGCACACUGCUGAACUUUGAUGCUUCGGACAGUUCGGACGAGGAGGAGGAGGGGUUGCACAUACCACCUGAUACACUGGAGGAAGCAAGUGAUGAGGAUGAAGAAGAAGAACAUGAAACAGUCAAACGGAGGAGAGUUUCUUUCAUCCCCGUGAGCUUGAAAAUGGUUGAAGAGUGGAAAAAAGCUGCAGAGAGGGGGCUAACACCAAAACUUUUCCAUGAAAUCACUCAAGCCUUUAAAGCAUCUGUAGCAACCACCAAAGGAGAUAAUGGUGGGACUGAUCCCAGCAAGUUUCAAGUCACUGAUGCUGCAGUGUUCAAUGCCCUUGUGUCCUUCUGUGUCCGGGACCUCUUCCGCUGUCUGCAGAAGCUACUGCUUCUGAAAACCCCGAAGAACAAACUAAAAGUGGUCCUCCCUUCCACCAGCCCACUUUGGAGCAAGUUGCGACUGGACGUAAAAGUGUACCUCGGCUGUGCCAUACAACUCCUGUCUUGUUUAACAGAAGCCUCAGUUGCUGCAGCAGUCCUUCAGCAUGUCAGUUCCAUAGUGCCUUAUUAUUUGUCCUUUCCAAAGCAGUGCCGUGCACUUCUCAAGCAAGCAAUUAAUUUGUGGAGCACAGGUGAGGAAACAGUGAGAGUACUGGCCUUCCUUGUGCUGAACAAGAUCUGCCGCUACAAGAAAGAGGUGUACCUAAGUCCCUUGCUCAAGCAAAUGUACAUCGCAUUUGUGAAGAAUUCCAGAUUCACCUCUCCCAAUGUCCUGCCCAUGAUCAACUUCAUGCAGCGCACACUGACAGAGAUGUAUGCCCUGGACACACAUAUGUCUUACCAGCAUGCCUUCAUCUAUAUCCGUCAGCUUGCCAUUCACUUGCGCAGUGCAAUGACGAUAAAGAAGAAGGAGAACUUCCAGUCUGUUUAUAACUGGCAGUAUAUCCACUGCCUGUAUUUCUGGUGUCGAGUUCUCAGCACAAUCUAUCCCAGUGAGGUCAUGGAGCCGUUGAUCUAUCCUUUGACACAGGUCAUCAUUGGCUGUAUAAAGCUGGUACCAACAGCUCGUUUCUACCCUCUGCGUAUGCACUGCAUCCGUGCACUUACACUGUUGUCUGAGAACACCAGGACCUUCAUCCCAGUGUUGCCAUUUAUCCUGGAGGUUUUCCAACAAGUGGAUUUCAACAAGAAGCCAGGACGUAUGAGCGCUAAGCCUAUAAACUUUGCAGUGAUCUUGAAGCUUUCCAAUGCUAACCUGCAGGAGAAGGCCUUCCGAGACGGACUCAUUGAACAGCUUUAUGACCUGAUGCUUGAGUAUCUCCAUUGCCAAGCCUACAGCAUUGGAUUCCCAGAGUUGGUUCUCCCAACUGUCAUUCAGCUAAAAUCUUUCCUGAAGGAAUGCAAGAUUGCCAACUACUGCAAGCCUAUCCGGCAGCUCCUGGAGAAACUGCAGGAAAAUUCUGCCUACAUCUCCAGCAGGCGUCAGAAAGCCACCUUCGGCGUGGCCAGCAGGGAGUCUGUGGAACAAUGGGAGAAGCAAGUCAAAGAGGAGGGGACACCUCUGACCAAGUAUUAUACUCAGUGGAAGAAGCUAAGAGAGAAGGAGAUACAACUGGAAAUCAGCGGCAAAGAAAGACUUGAAGACUUGAACUUCCCAGAAAUUAAGCGUAAGAAGCAAGAUGAAAGAAAGGAGGAAGAUAAGAAGGAAUUCAAGGACCUCUUCGAGCUGGACAGUGACUCUGAUGAGGAGGGUGUUGGAUUUCCUAUGAAAGGUAAAGCCAAAGCCAAGCAGGCAUCAGACGACAGUUCAGAAGCAAGCAGCAAGGACUAUGGUGAGGAUGAUGAUGAAGAAGAAGGAAGGUAUGAAAUUGAGGAGGAUGAGGAAGAAUUGGAAGACGACAGUGACUCAGAUGAGGAAGGCAAGGAACCUGCUCAGGUUUCCCAAAGGUCACAGAAGCAGAGGAGCUGCACUCGUGGGAUGUCACGAUCUGACCUCGAACAGCUAGCUCAAGGAGACGAGGACAUUGUGGAGGACUUAGCUUUCUCUGAUGAUGACUGAGAGCCCUCACAGCCACUCCCUCCAAGCUUAUCCCUUACAGAGCUGUUGUGUACUGGAUCACCCAACCUUCAGCACCUGUAGCUGGUUCUCAAAGAGGUGGUAAGAGCUGGGGAGCAUGGAGGGUGGGAGGCCACCCCAGGUGCCACCAAGGACUUUCUCAGUGACACAGCAGAGAUGCUACUUGGACUUUCAAGCUUUUUCUACCAGUUAUGGUUUUGGUAACGGUAAAAUUGCCGUCAUGUCAAGGCCAGUAAAAUGGCUCAGUAUAGGUAAUAAAAAGCCCUCAUUAAAAUCUGCUGCUUUAAAUAGCAUAGGGUUCAGUUUCAGCUCCUGCUGGAGCAUAAGUCAGCUGACCAAGGGAAGGACAAGUUCUUUUGUCGAAGGGUCCUCCUGUCUGUUCAGCCAACCACCUGCGUCGCCCCAUAUUUUGCUCUGGGGCCCUCACCAAACCCUCCUUUUUGCCAAGAAGUUCUUAAGGAUUGCAUAGAGUGUUUCAGAGCUUUGUAUUUUCACUGCAGAUGGAAGCCUUUAUCAGCAACAUCAGAAGCAGCUCAGUCAGUUCAAUCACGCUGGCUGUAAGUAUGCUAAAGAAAGAAGUUAACUUUAAGAAAGCGCCUUAGGAUACAGAGUGGGGGGUAGAGAUGGGCGGUUGUGCAGGCAGGAAGGAGUAAGAAGAGGCAAAACUAAUCACAUAGGAAACAUCUUCAUUUUGUGAUGGCUGUUGGGUUUGCACGGGAUACAUUUGCUUAGCAAAAAUAAGGGACAAGUCUGAACCUAUGCUUUGUAACAGACCUAUUGUUAUCCACAGUGACAUAAAAUCACCUCUUUUCUAGUGCCAGUCCUAGCUGCUGAUGCUGGUGGUGAACACUGUUUUGUUCUGCGAGUCCUGAAAACAGUACUGAUGACUGCAGGCUGUCUUGGGCACUCAGCCUUUCUUUAUUACCUCAAAGCCAACCACUGCAUCACCUGGGCAGCUUCUAGAUGCAGCUCAUUAUAUGUCUUCCUGUAGGAGUGGUACUUGUGGGAGGACAUUGUGUAGCUCAAGCUGGGUAAGGGCAAUUUGUGAUCUGCUGGGAAAAUAUAAACAGCUUCUCUCUUGAGACCACUGUUAGUUUGCAGGACUGGCAGCUAGGAAACAUAUUUCUUUCUUCAGGAUCUUUGGAAAAUAAACUGGAAAUAGAGGGUAUUUGCUGAGGGAGGUAGGAAAAGUUAUGUAUUCUUGGGGCGUAUCUGACAGCAUCGCUCCUGAAAAUUAACUGUGCCUUUUGAGAGCUUUGUUAUUUGUUAAUGCAGAUUUUUGGAAAAGAAGACAGAGAGCCAGGACUAAAUAUGAUCUUUAUUCUUCCCUGCCACCAUUCAGCGAGGGCAGUAGCUGUCAGCGCUACGGGUGGCCAAGCUAACUGCAGACAUGGUCAUCUUUGCCUUCUGCACUGCCUACGUGUCCCCUGCCAGGCAUCCUUACUCCUGCACACCACAAGAGGACAAGAUGCUUUUUUAAAAAAAACAUUUAAAAAGAACAAUUUUUUCCUUUUUUUUUUUUUUAAGUUCUGUUUUCCUAGAGUCAGAAGAACCACAGCUCAGAAACACUGCCUUAUUGCAGAUAAAAACCCAGAUGUACUGUAGCCUGGUUAGUGGUCUCCCUCUCACCCACACGUGUAAAUGAUAACAACUCGGUGUAUGUAGAGAGCUAAUUAUGGUCUUCCUGUCCUAUGCUGAGUGCUGCUCCUUUCCUGCUUCCAGACAUCAUUACUGCACAGGUAAUUACUGCUGUAGUACAGUGUUGUGGGGGUGUUUGCUUCAUUCAGAGUUUGUUAUGUCUUUUUGGAGCUUAGCGGCAGGAAUAGGGAUAGAGAAGGCUUCUUUUUCCCAACUGCAGUUACAGUAAUUACUAGACCUGCCCUUCCUAGACAUGCAGCUAGAUACCCUUUGUCCCAUAAGGGGGAGGAAGUAACCUCAGAAAUUAGUAAUUUGGGUUUUAUUAACAACAUCAUAAUUAUUGUCAUUAUCAUUUAUAGCCCACUGAGGGGGCCAGAGCACCUGCUGCUUCAUUAGGGGUUCAGGAGCAUUUGAGACUGAGGUUUCCUACAGCUGGUAAAGGCUGUGUCUUCAGGCAAUUAAUUACAUAUGGGAGCCUGGGAUAUGACUGCAAAGAUGAGAAUUGUAAGGCCCCAGCUAUAAGAAAAAGGUUUUAACUAACUUACCUUUUCUUCCAAAAGAGAAAGGAGUGUCUUGUUCUCUAUCCUCUAACUUAGCUGGGCAAGGUGCUGUCUGCCUUUUGGCAGCUGUGAACCAACCCUCAGAUUGGCUUUUAGGCCAGAAAUGGAGACCCUCCACUGCACCAAGAGUUAUCAACACCACCAGCGGUAAGGCAUACGGCCCCAGUGUACACACAAAGAAAGAAAGGAGACUUCUUGGGUAAAGCCAUCACUUGCAAGGAGCUCAGGAAGCUAGGUACCAUUUGUAAAUUAAGUGUUUUUCUUUUUUAUUUAAAUUGAUUGCUGGAAAGCAUUUUUAUCGUGAUGUGAUGGAUAAUGACUUUUUUUUUUUUUUUUACAAUAUAAAGAAGCUAAUGUACCACCAAGCUAUUUUGUAAGAAAAACGGUAGCACGUGCAACGUUUAAACAAAAAAAAGGGGGGCGGGGGGGAGAGAGAGAGAGAGAGAAAAGUACCACAUGUGAUUGUUGUUCACAACUGUACAAGUCACAGGAGGUCACCCCCAGGAGUUACCAUCUCAUUCACAGUAGUAAAAACUCUACCCAUUGUUUUUAGCCUGAAUCCCCCAGCAUCCCUCCCCCUCCUCUGGGAACCCACAGGUAUCUGUCUCGUGGUCCACAGCAGGCCAGAAUGUGCAACUACAUCCACCUCUGUAACAAGGCUUUAAGAAGAACCAAACACAACCCUACGAACAAAAAAACCCACCCCAAAUGUAUAAAUGAGUCUGUUGUACACGUGAAGGAGGGAGGGGGCCACAAUGGAGUGAGGCCUGUGACCCUUCAUCCCACCAAAGCACACACUUUUUUUCUUCUUCUCUUUAAAACAAAACACCUAAUGAAAAAAAAAAACUACCUCUGCAGGGCUAGAGCACAGGCAGAGUCCAUUGUGUGUGCGCUGAAAGGGACAACGUGCCAGGGAAGAGGGCAGCCUCUAGCCUGUAGGACAGCACUGAGCCGCCUGUGCCGUACCAUCCACACUGAAGUAAACAUGGACCGGAACUUGCCUUUUUUUUUUUCUUUUUUCUCUUUUUUUUUUUUCUUUUUGUCUGUCUUUGGUAUUGUUUUUAAAGUUGCUAGAGAUGCAUAGACACCUGAAUGAGGAACUGAGUACAGUUUCCAGGGAGGAGGAGAUAUUUGGGAAGGUGGUUGGUUUCAUUUUUGAUGGGGUUUUUUGCUCAGGGGUGCUGAGUACCAUUGGGAGGAGCAGUGCCUGUUCCCUGCUUGUAGUCACACCCAGAAGUUCCUGAAAGCCAUGUUUCUUUGAAGGCAAAGAAAAGCGUUCGUUCCCUGUCCACGGCUCUCCAUCUCAGACUGGUGAGCAAGAAGGGGUGUGAAAGGGAAUGGGAAUGCAGCUGCCAUCCUCUAGAAUCAUAUUCUCUUCACUUGUGUUUUCUCAGUACAUCUUUGGAUAGUUUUCUUUCCUUCCCUUUUUACAGUUUUUAAAAUUUCUGUGUGGGUUGGGGUUUUUUUUUUUAAACAAAAAGCAAAAAAAUUAAAAACCUCCCUUCCUCACUCCUGUGUCUCACACUGCUGAGGGAGGCUCUCCUGGUCUCUCAAAUGCAUUACCUUCAGUUUGUUCAACUGAAUCUCAGUUCCAGAAGCAGUCAAGAGCUGUCCUGCAGUUAAGAUGGAGGUUUCGUGGUGUCAUUGAUCCCAGCAAUGAUGGAGGGGUUUCCGUUUUCCUGCUUUGGUGAGACGCGGCUGGCGGAGGGCAGGCCGCUGCUGAAGGGGGAGGCCACACUGCCUGUGGAGGAUGGCCGGAGAUCAGCUGGGGCCAGGUCCCGCUCCGGUGGCCGUAAACCGGGAGGUUGCAGCGGGAAAGCCAUGGGGAAGCCUGCCAUGUACAGAACUCUGCCCACUCUCUUGGCAACCUAUUUAAAAAAAAAAGGGGGGGGGGGGGAGGAAUAAAUGCAGGGUGGCAAAAUGGCACUGAAGUACAGCUGCAGCUGCAAGGUCUACCCUAGAUCACAUCUUGUAGGCUAAAGAAAGAUGUGCUGGGACAUGCAGUGCAGGCCCUUUUUCUGUGGCAUGUUUUGCGUGCAUCUGUGUUCUUUGGCCAGAACGAGACUGAAGGCCUUGCAGAGGUGCAGGCUGAAAGGAAGCGCGCAACCCAAAGCUGAACGAAGUCCAGCCUCUGAUCUGAAAUAAUAGGGUAUCGCUGUCUUGUGAGGGGACUAUGGAAACUUGCAGCCUGUGUACCCGGCUGGAUAAGGCUGCAUGGACAACUAGGAUAGUGCUCUUCGUCUUCUGUGGACCGCAGCUCAUCCUCUUCAUGAGUGAAACACAGUGGUGGUAAGCAGCAGUUCCUAAGUCAUCUCAGCUACAUGAGAUGUUGGGAACAUGCCUGUCUGUAGCUGCCUUCAGGUGAAGGUGUAUCAGGUGAAGAGGGCUGAUUGAUUGAUUCCUACCAAUUCUGUUACUUCAUUAACAGGCACCACUGGACAGACAAUUUGAUAGAACUCUUCUGCUCUCCUUUUGCUAAGCCAGCCCAGGGUACUGAACAGCAGGACAGUACAUGAUGUCCACUUCUGAAGAGCAGGAAUUGCUCUUACAGGGGCGCUGGGACAACAGGGUGAGGGAGGAAAAAAAAAUCUGGCUACAGGGUGGCUGCUGUUAACUGCACAGGAAACUAUAAGCCUGCAGCCUCUCCCUUCUUCUGCAGUACUGAAGAAAACUCUCCUGAAGCAGUUCUCGCCUCCCAGCAAGGGCCAAAGGCCCCACAACUUUCCAGCACCUACACAGCUGUUUCACAUUUAAGCUUAAACAAAAACACAAGCUUGUGUUCAAACCAGACAACUGCAGCAUUAUUCAGUUAGCAACAUCAGGACUUUGCUCCCCACUUACUCCCCCCCCCCCCCAACCAUGCCUUAUUAUAGAACUUUAAACACUAUUGAUUAAAUUGAAGCAGGGUUUUUCUAGUUUCAGCCCAUAUCUCACAUUCCCCCCACCAAAUCCGAUCUAAGAAUGUCUGAGCUAUUUGGCUUUCUCUGUUUUUUAAGAAACAUAAGAGUUUUAUUUCCUACUGAAUUGACCCACAGGGAACAAUUGCCCACAGAACCUUUUUAUUAGACCCCUCAUAAACAGUGAGGGCUGUAGGGAAAGUAGUAAAGUUGCUCUUAUUGUUUUAACAUAAUGUAACAAAUGUAUAGCUUGUGGGUUAGGGAAACCAUGCCAGAAUAGUGACUAUCUGUGCAACCCAUGUAUGUGCACAUGCACACUACUGUCACAACUAUUUGCAUGACAUAAUCCCCUAGGGCAUACAAUAGAACAGCCUGUUCUUGACAUGUGUCAGAAGCUAUCUUCUGAUCAUUAAAUGGAAAAAAAAGAAGCUAGCGGAGAUGUUGUUCUAGAUUUUGAGUCCAACCAAGGGGCAGUGGAGGCAACUGCAAUGGAAGUCACCAUGACUGCCAGCUAGGGAAGGCAGGAGAAGAGCAAAGCAGUGUUAGGAAACCAGACCUCUACAGGCAGAGACUUGGGAGCCAAGUCAUGGGGGGGGCAG
Messenger RNA from Harpia harpyja (harpy eagle), 8124 nucleotides. It is a transcript of the gene NOC2L, whose product is annotated as NOC2 like nucleolar associated transcriptional repressor. Bases 85 to 2412 code for a protein of 775 amino acids. Gene Ontology annotation, molecular function: histone binding; transcription corepressor activity. The transcript has 19 exons. NCBI's taxonomy places the organism in Eukaryota, Metazoa, Chordata, Aves, Accipitriformes, Accipitridae. The record is from RefSeq and is a predicted model, not a curated record. Gene Ontology annotation, biological process: negative regulation of transcription by RNA polymerase II; ribosomal large subunit biogenesis. Gene Ontology annotation, cellular component: Noc2p-Noc3p complex; nucleolus; nucleoplasm.